Messenger RNA from Peronospora matthiolae, 1374 nucleotides. The record is from the annotation of a GenBank genome assembly. NCBI's taxonomy places the organism in Eukaryota, Oomycota, Peronosporomycetes, Peronosporales, Peronosporaceae.
AUGAAUAGCUCCUCACUGUUCAAUGACCUGCGAGUGUUGCCCGUGGACUACCACCGCCAAGUCGCUCGCGAACUCGUGACUUUCUUCCACGCUUUCUACCGCUUCGGGGCAGUCUCCAACCGCUUCGAUUUGCACUCUGAAGCCUAUCGCACGUUUCUUCAGAACCUCCUGCUCGGGUCGCUGAUCAUUGGCGUCGUCGUGUUUACGUUUCUCUGCGUCCUCGUUGUGCGCCGCACAAUUCUGCACAUUCAAAGGACUCAAAAAUGCCGCAUGGAAAUGGACACGACGUCAAUGGAGCUGCUGGCAGUCGCGUUGCUGAGUGUGUUGGCGAUUAGCGCCCUGGGGGGACUAUUGGGAGAAGCUCACGUGAAGUACAGCACCAGUGUCGUGAUGGAGACCAUGACCAAUGCCAGUGAUUUGUUCCAAGACGCACGAAGUGUGACGAUGCAAAGUCUGCACACGAGUGACGCUUUGCGGAUCAAUGCUGACAAUUUGAUCACGUCAUUUGACGAGAUCGAAUUGCCAGCUGAGGCCUUUAAGUUAUCGAUUGAAGCGCUGAGACUCGUGCACGCAUCGAAAGAUCUGUACAACCAAUCGGAUGCGAUGCUACCGAAGAACUACUUGGAUAUGGCCAAUGACUGGCAGCUGAGCUACUUUAUGCUGGAGUCGUCGACAAAUGGUGCUAUUCUGGCUGUUGUGCUGGCCAGCUUCUUGUCCAUCGCGUCUGUUGGGUGGGCAAUGGUCUCACCCCUGCGUCUAUCGAUUCUAGUGAUCUUAAGUGUCGUGCCGGUUUCGCACACGCUUGUUGGCGCCUACUUGUCAUCGACGAUCAUGGUGGCGGACUUUUGUGCUGCGCCGAUGAACAAUACGCUCGAACUCGUGGGCUCGACGCCAUUCGCAAACUACUAUAUUAAAUGCCCUGCAAAUGCUUCUCUUCCUUUUGCUGACGCCUUGGCUGGUCUUCGGCAAACUGCGGGAGAGGUGGUUCUGCUGCAGCAAGAGCUGGAACACAAAGCUUCUCACCAAGGAGACGUUGGACGUCGCAUGAAAAAAGGCUUUCUGGAUCCGAUCGGUAAUCAACUGGAGCUUGUGGAUGACCUGCUGAACGAGUUUGCAGCUUUACAGAGUUGCAAGAACGUGUCGACUGCGUUCGAGGAUGCUGCUAACACGCUCUGCGAGUAUGGCAUGCUUGGCUUCUUUUCCAUGUGGGUGCACCAGAUUUUGUUGUGCCAAAUUUUAUUUGCGUGCGUCGUGGUGUCCGUGCUGAUGUAUGAGCGCGUGCACGCCCGCGAGAUCGACCUUGGCCAGCGCUACCAUCUUGUAUCAAGCUACGACGAGGAUGACAUGGAGCAUGUCUACCUUUCGGCGGAGUAG